Molecule: messenger RNA, 492 nt
Organism: Peronospora farinosa
Lineage: Eukaryota; Oomycota; Peronosporomycetes; Peronosporales; Peronosporaceae
Source: the annotation of a GenBank genome assembly
AUGAGCGGACGACCUUAUGCGCGCAAUCCGUAUGCUCCGUACACGGGACCACGAGAUCUCGAGGCGAUUUUACCGCAUACAUUCCGUCUAGAAGUGCCAAUGUGUGUGCGAAAUGCAAAGCAGGAAGCAAUUCGCAGGGCCAUUCGUCGCCGUUGCAUACAGAAAAACUGGCGUAAACUGAUUAGCAUUCGACACUGCAGACGUCGAGGUGAAGGCACGGCGGAAAAAGAUGUUAAAGAGAGCAGAAACGAGACCAAACAAGCACAGCAGACAAACAACUUGGAAGAAGAGAGAGAUACUGUGGAUGCAGCAAAGAAACAGUUACAGACACUGGAGCUUAAGCUGCAAGAGCUGACGGACCUGAAACAUGUUAAAUUUCAGCUGCUUAAGGACAUUUUAGUGGAGGAAGCCAGGUCAAAGACGACUGGAGGUGGGGCGACGGCUUCUGUGACGAUCGCCAAAGAAGCGACGUGUGGAAGAUUAGAAGCUUGA